AUGGAUGUUGAAGUCGAAUUAACAAAUGAUUCUGAACAUUUAAUUCAAAUUCUUGGCGAUCGUAUUGAAGAGCUUGAACGUACACUUCAUGAUGAUGAAGAAUUUUGUAAUAAAGAUAUUGAUGCAACAUAUCAAGCUGGUUUAAAUUAUUUAAAAAAUUUUCAAGAAAAAUUUCAUGACAAAUUAAAUGAACUUAAAAUAAAACUUGAACGAAUUCGUGAAGAAAAUCUUCAAAUAUCAAAACAAAAUAAACAACAAUUCGAUGAUGAAAUUGAAGAAAUCAAUCAAUUAUUUUCUUCGGGAAAACAUCAAGAAGCUGUAGAAAAAUUUCGAGAUUAUGAAAAACGUUUUGAACAACGAACAACUGUUAUUAAUAAUAUACCAAAAUUAUUUAUGAAAAAUAUUGAUAUUCAACAAUAUUUUUCAUUUGAUAAACCAUUAAGUAUUCCUCAAACUCCAUCAUAUGAUAAUAAACAAAAUUCAUUAGAUCAUAAUAAACCAUUAAUUAAAACAUAUCCUCCUUCACAAAAGCCUUUCGAACUAGAUUAUAAUAAAUCCGAAGAUGAUGAAAAUAAUGAAAGAGAAUUUACUAGAUCAUCGUCCUUUAGUCAAUCGAAACAUUUAAAUACUCAAAGAAGUGUACCCAAUAAUUGUUUUAUAAUCAAAGAAUCUAAAUCUCCUUUAUCAACGGCUACAUCACGUCCUGUACGUUUCAGUACACGAUUACCACCAUCACCAUCACCUACAAGCAAGAGUUUACCAGUGACUGAACAUGAUACAGUUACUUCUUCAUUAGUACAAAGUAGUAUUUUAAAUUCUCAUGGAAAUAUUCCUAGUCAUUCACAAGUACGACUGACACCAUCGUCACCAAAUAUCAAUGCAUCAUUAUAUCAACGUCAAAUAUCGACUGUAAAAACGAGCAAAGGAGAAUUAACUCAAAAUUUCGGUAAUAAUUUGUGA
Molecule: messenger RNA, 960 nt
Organism: Rotaria sp. Silwood2
Lineage: Eukaryota; Metazoa; Rotifera; Eurotatoria; Philodinida; Philodinidae
Source: the annotation of a GenBank genome assembly